CGUUUCGCCACGAACUGGACGCGGUGAGCGUCCAAUAGGAGGAGCUCUCACCUCAAGUCAUACUCGCCCUAAAAAAAGAGCCAUACUCACCGACCAGAGAUCGCCGGUCAUCUCCCCACUUCGCCGGCCACCACCCCCGCUCGACCCCUUUCCCAACCAACGCAUCCACUGCUCCUCCAGCCGGGCAGAGCGGAGGCGGCCGCUCGCGCGCGACGGCGGGUGCCGGCCACCUCCCCCAACCCUUAACCUCCCCAGUCCCCACCUCGCCGGCCACCGCCCCCGCACGGUGCACGCCCGCCUCCUCUCCACUUCUCUGCGGACGUCGCUCGCCGUCUCUGUUUCCUGCCGAUCUCACUUCACCAUCGACAGCAGGCCUACGUAUGGCGGCCAGACGCAACAUUCCUUAUUCUGUUCUUCCUACAGAGGACAGGGAUGAGGACAAUAUUGACCGUCGGUUCACAUACACCCCAAAAUCCUUGAGGAGGAUCCCAUGGAAGUCGAUUGCCCUAGCCUUAUUCCUCCUCUUCCUGGGAAGCUCUCUUCUGUUCCUUUCGUAUUUUAUAUUCACAGGUCACAUGGAGGGUGAUAGCACUCAGGUGUAUGGUCUAUUGUUCCUGGGUAUCCUUGCCUUUCUUCCUGGAUUUUAUGAGACCCGAGUUGCAUACUAUUCAUGGAGAGGAGCACCAGGCUACACCUUUGCAUCCAUUCCUGAUUAUUAGCCUUUGAUUUUAACUCAUCUACUGGGCAGUAAAGAUAAACAGCAAGAACAAAAAAAUGAAACUUCAUCGAGAAAGGAAUGAGCACGUAUUGUUAUGUUAGUACUGCAAGUAUUUGACAUGUAGGUGAAGCCACCUUCUGUUGACUCUGUUGUCACAUAAAGAUGUUUCGUCAGGCAAGCAAGACAUGUGCUGCAGAGCUAAAGCUGCUCUCUUGUGCUUUGCUUGCUUGUUCAUAGCUCUGUGGAUUGGUGUUUUGGAGUGACUUAAGAUAUUAGUGAUACGAUUUUAGUAUAUUAACCUGUAAAUAUAUAUUCUUAGGGCUUUGUUCUGUUUUGCUUGCUGAAGAGGCUAUAUUUUACCCCAUACUAAAUAUGUAGUUUCUAUCAA
Triticum aestivum (bread wheat) is the source of this 1106-nucleotide messenger RNA. RefSeq names its product transmembrane protein 230. Gene Ontology annotation, cellular component: endomembrane system. Lineage: Eukaryota; Viridiplantae; Streptophyta; Magnoliopsida; Poales; Poaceae. The record is from RefSeq and is a predicted model, not a curated record. The transcript is spliced from 3 exons. Bases 381 to 719 code for a protein of 112 amino acids.